CGAAAGAGAAAACCCUAAAGAAGAAAUCGCAAGAGCGGGCCCAGUUCGCGCACGAUGAUCAUCCCAGUUCGUUGUUUUACUUGUGGAAAGGUGAUUGGGAACAAAUGGGACACUUACCUCGAUCUUCUCCAGGCUGAUUACACCGAAGGGGAUGCUCUUGAUGCGAUUGGGUUAGUUCGUUACUGCUGCAGGCGCAUGCUUAUGACUCAUGUCGAUCUUAUCGAAAAGCUUCUUAACUACAACACUUUGGAGAAAUCUGAUGCCAAUUAAAAAAAGAUGCUAUAACCAAUAACAUAUGAGCAAGAGGAAAUAGUGAAGUCUUUCCCUAUGAAUGAUGAUGUUUCAAUAUUUUCUACUUGGGAAGUUGGGUCUAGUUUUAGACUACUUUUUGAACCACAAAUAAAGCUCGAGCUUGCUUGUAGAUUCGUCCUCUGUUGAUUGGUAAUCUAGUCUAGUCUACUGAUAAGAUUUUAUAUUUCUAAGAAUUCAGUCUACAAUCUUAAUCAAUGGUCAAUUGUG
This is a messenger RNA of Brassica oleracea var. oleracea, 519 nucleotides long. Its product is annotated as DNA-directed RNA polymerase subunit 10-like protein. The coding region runs from base 55 to 270 and encodes 71 amino acids. The record is from RefSeq and is a predicted model, not a curated record. Gene Ontology annotation, cellular component: RNA polymerase III complex; RNA polymerase I complex; RNA polymerase II, core complex. Lineage: Eukaryota; Viridiplantae; Streptophyta; Magnoliopsida; Brassicales; Brassicaceae. Gene Ontology annotation, molecular function: DNA binding; zinc ion binding; DNA-directed RNA polymerase activity. Gene Ontology annotation, biological process: transcription by RNA polymerase II; tRNA transcription by RNA polymerase III; transcription by RNA polymerase I. The transcript has 4 exons.